AUCAGUGUGAAGUAGUGCUUAACCGAGAGAAGUACUCAAGUUGACGAUUCUGCAUUGCCUACUUUUCAAUUCAGCAACUUCGGAAAUAUUUUUACCUGAGUUUUUUAAUAUUAUCAUUCGAGUAGCUACUUUAUAUCUAACAGGAGCGAGGAACAAGUUCUUAUUCUUCGUUGUGUGAUUCACUUCUGCUUGAACUUGACCAGUGUAUACCAAUCAUCACUUGAGGCUGAUAAAUUCGAGUUUCCGAAUUACUAUGCCGAUUUGUCGGUGAAAUAAUUUGGCAUCGUGUAUUUAACCAGUGAGCGUUCAACAAGAAAGCUCAUACUACAUAACUGACUGUACUCUAUCAGCCUAUAUCUAUAAGAUGCAUCAUAUUUUUCAAAUAAACUUGUGCCGUAUUAGUAUUAUACUGUUGCUUAGUUGGGCAAGGACUAUAUACUGUAUAGAAUUGGUCACUGGACCUGAGAACACGUCUGGUGUUGUCGGAAAAUCAGCUCAGUUAAACUGUCAUGUCAGGAAUAAAGAUACAGUGAACGUAGUUUGGUUUCACGUUGACUCGAAAACAUUCAUUUCAAUUGAUACGUACCUCAGUGUUAUUGAUCUUGACCGUCGGUCACGAUACCACAUCAAAUCACCACGGACAGAAGAGGAUUUUAUAUUGUUUAUGGACAAGCUAAAGUUAACGGACGCUGGAAACUACCAAUGCGGAUAUCUAGACGGAGAUCGAGGAUUCAAAAGUCUGGGUAACGCCUUGUUAACUGUACAGAAACCAUUAUUACCAGGCUCUCCUUCAUGCGAGAUCAGUUCCCCUAGGGAGAAGCCUGAUGUCGGCGACGAGAUCACACUGCGUUGUGUAGCCACUGGAAACGAGCUGCAGCCACUGCUGGCUUUAUACAGAAACGGAAUGCAGCUUAGAUCAGUAGACGAACAGUACAGUGUUGAGUAUACAUUAGUCUUGGAAGAGACCGACAUUGGAAUAGAAUUUGCAUGUGUGCUUAAAAGUCCAGAAUUCGUGGCACCACGAAUCUGUAGUAUGGUGCCAAUUGUCGUCCGUCCGGAAGUACGAAUUGUUCCAGAAAAGCAAGAGGUAUUUAAAGGAUCGGACGUUCGUUUUACAUGCGACGUAAGUUCUAGUGAAAAAAUUGUCAGUUAUAGUUGGAUACACUUACCAUUACCAGUUUUAUUAUCCAGACGUUAUAUAGAAGAAAAUAAUGGACAAGUUCUAAGAAUUUUAAAUGCGAAAGUCACCGAAAACAACACCAAGGUUACUUGCCAGGUAAGAACAGAAUCAGGUCUAACUUCUAAUGCAAAUGGUACUUUGCUAGUCUUCACGCGUCCUAGUGAACUGUAUCCACAUUCGACAACGCCAAGGCACGAUCUUUUGACAGCGAAGGAUAGAUAUAAAUCCGAUACCAGAAGCCCUAGUUACUAUGACGAGAGUCCAACGAUAUCUUCCCCAGACGACGGAUCGUCAACUACCAUUAGGCCAGUUGUGGCUAUGCUCGUUGCCGGAGUUGGUGGAAUAGUAUUCUCGUUGUUAAUCAUGGCAGCAGUAUUUGUGUUCACCAAACACGAAGAGCAAGAACUUUUGAAGAAAUUUCCACAUGUUACCAUUGAAGUUAUGGACAGACAUCAUUCAUUUCAAUCUGAGGAAAAUCCUAUCGCAACAGAAUCCAGGGUGUAUAGUAUCAGCAACCACAAUGUUCGAGAUACGUUACAGGACAUAUACCCAGUAUUUUUUGAUAAUCCAUCAUUUUCACAUUCGUUAGAAAAUAUUUUCUCAGUUGCUACAGAAGCUCGGGAAUGAUAGUUUGAUUGUCAGUUUCAAAUUCAUCCAUAAUUAAAAAGCAUAGACAAUACACAUGUGCUAGCGCCCCGAAAUGAUGGGUCGACGUCUGGACUUUCAAUCAAACGCAGUAGCUUUGAAUGUUGUGUUCAAGAGGAGAUGAGUAGUAACGGUUUUUUUAAAACUAAUCCGAAGUUAAGCAACAUUUAACAGUCUACGCCGAUUUCAUCAGGUCAGGUGAAAUGAAAAUAUUCGUAAGCCUAGUCUGGCUAAAAUGUUAAAAUUCGAUUUACAUUAAUAUCAUUAAUUUAUUGAAACUUAGAACGACAGGAUUAGGCUAAUUACUGAAAUACGGUAUACAAUGCAAUUAUGUUUUAGGAAAGGUUUGUAUGAAUGAUAUGAAUUGCCUCAGUAAAUAUACCUUCAAAUGUGAUUUUAUUCAAAACAAAAUUAAAUUAAGAAAUUUAGGAUCUUAUUAAUUAAGGAUAAUGGUCAAAACGACAAACAGUCUGCUUCAAGACUUGGAUUAAACAUCGUUAAGUUGAACGGAUGUUCGGUUUAAGGUCUUGUAUCCUGUGUAUAGGCCGAGCGGAACUGUACAUAUCAAUUAAUUUAAUGCUAUUAAUUCAUUCUAAAUAUUUGUACAUAGUACUUUCUGUUUGCUUGGAUUAUCACCAGGCGUAAUGUACCAUACUGAUUUGAAAGUGUAAAUAUAAAUUAUUGAAAGUAUUUUGAAAAUGUUGAUACUUGUUUUGUUUUUUAUCGUUAUGUGUUGACUGUUUUUCCGUUGUAGAAAUAUAUUGACCUGAAAUAAAGUAAGUAGUGUACUCUAUAUUCUGGGAAGAGGCUUAAUCAUCAGUAACAUAACUAGGCCUACAAACUGUAAUGUUUUCAGUCUGCCAUUGGACUCUGCUAUAAGCACUAUUACUGGUUUCAGCACGAGGUAUACAGACGAAACAUCUGAAAGCGUAUGUGAUCAAAUUAAACAGUUUGAUUUGAAAGUAUUUAGAUUUUGGGGAUGAUGCUCUUGCAACGUUCGUAUAUAUUAAGGAUGCUAGGCAGCAUACUCACACUUACAUGUGAAUGAUUAAAUAUGUAUUGCAGUAACUUAUAAGUGAUAUACCGUACCAACUAUUUUGAAUAUCUACAUGCAUCCAAUUGAGUCUAAUAGAAAACAUCAUUGAACGUUUUUACAAUAUUAAGUUUUCUUAUACAAAUAUUAAUUAAUUAGCGACAAAUUAUUUGCAUGAAACAGUACGGCAUAGUACACUUAGCGUCAUGAUUGACACUAUGCAUAAAGGUACCGGGAAAACUAGGAUAUAAUCAUCUUUACUAAGUCACGUAGCAUUUGAGUAUUUCCAAAUUAUUGUUAGAUCUGAGAAGUUUGAGCAUAUCUCAAGGGUGUCACAAUGGUGAUUACGUCACUUGUGCAGUUUUCCCACCAAGGGCUAUGAACGUGUAGCCCGUACUCUCCAAAGUAGAGUGCUCAUAGAAGUACCUCUGCAAUGGGUAAAAUUCUUUCCCAUUGCCCUUAAAAUUAGAAGUAUCUCGACGUUUACCAGUAAGUUUCAUGAUUGAUGAUGAAUUACAUUUAGAAAAAGGAGAACUUGAUAAUAAUCAUACACUAAGUUACUCAAAUGUAUAUCAUUGCAAAUUAUGCAAUCUCGAUGAGUUUAUAUAGAUCCAAAUUUUCAGAUUAUAGAAAGUGGACUCUGUCAAUUUCCAUUAGGAAAUUUAGAGUUUGAGUUCUUAUUAUCCUAUUCCCACUGGAAGUCUUUCGAUUCGUUAUCUCACAUGUUUCACACUAAACUCGGCUCGAUUUGAUUGGUACGCAGUUGGCAGGCUCCGUCAAUGUCUUACAGAAAACGGUCUAUAAUGCUUUUGACACCUUUAAAUCUUUAAAUUCUAAUUUUAACCAUAUUAUUGUAAACACUAUCAGUUUUACUAAAAGGUUUUGGAAAUUGAAUCUUAUAAAUAUAUUUUAAUAAAUUUGCAUAGGAUAGGGCUUUAACUCUUAAUCCACUCUGACCUUUGAAAUAGAAACUAACCAGCUUUUGAGGUGGAAAUUCUUAUUGUCAUUUUUGUUGUUCAAACUAUAGCACGUAGGCUAUCUGUGUUUAAAUAUUCAAUCAUUUUGGUAAACUUGCACUGAACCUCGUUUGCCUGGUUUGCCAUAAUAAUAAUAAUAAUAAUAAUAAUAAUAAUAAUAAUAAUAAUAAUAAUAAUAAUAAUAAUAAUAAUAAUAAUAAUAAUAAUGAUAAUUAUCAUUAUUAUUAUUAUAGUGGAUAUUUAUAAGGCGCUCAUUGUGCCAAAGCCAAGCAAGACAGAAAAAAUACGAGAGUGGGAAAAUAGAGCUAAAUGCUAACCUCUAAAAACUGAAAAUGAACUGAGCUUUGUUAGUUCGAAGAUAAUAGUGAUACCAUACUAACUGAGAGGAUAUCUGGAAAUACAAAAAAUGCAAUUGUAAAACAAUGUAACAAUAGUUUAAAGAUUUCAUUUGUGUUAAUUUAGCUCAACUCAAGCAAUUUUACUACUUUUUUAAAGAAUGAUUAAAAAAUACAAUCAUAUGAACAUUUUUAAAAGUUAUAAUGGCAUUGAAAAAUCAGUCAAAGUAAAAUUGCGGAGAAAAAACACAUUAAUAUUAUACUGCCGUGAUUCGGAAAAACGCAUUAUAUCCGUUUUUGAUAAUUUUGAGAUUUUUGGCUUAGUGGCAUCCUAUGGAUGUAAUCUGUCAUGUGAAUUGAUCAUAUACCCUAAAAAUGUUUAUAAAUAUGAAAUUAAUAUGAGAAUUACGCAUUAUAUCCAUCCACCAAAGCAAAAAAAUCCGGAAGAGUGCAUUAUAUCCACCAAGCAUUGAAAAGCGAGCAAUCAACCAAUCACAGAAGAAAAUGAUGCAUAUUUAAUUAGUUCCCUUGCUGGUGGAAGGGCAUAAUAAGGCAAAUACCAACUUUGUUUUUGAUUAAUAAUAAAAGAAGAAUGCAUUGUUCUUCAUCUUUUAAAGAAUAAGUUGCAAUAUGCCCAUGGCCAAAUUGUGGCCAUAAUAUAAAUUUUAGUCUGUAAUAUAAAUAAUUACUGUUAUAACUAAGACCAUUAAAAAAACAAAAUAAAAUACAUACAUAUCAAACUUAAAAAUGUUUUACUUAGACUUUCCAAUUAAGCCAAUGUUUAGAAUUUAGAUAUAAUACCUAUGCUAAAUUUACAUUUAAAAUAUUUAGCUAUAUUAAAAUGAGUACACUUCCUUAUAAUUUAAGGAAACAAAAAUGUAUAAUUGGGCCCGAAUAUGUGUGUUUAGUUGGAAGUUGUUAUUUAUUUUUUUGUUUAUUAAAUUGAAAGAGGGUAUUCUUCAUAGUGAAUUUAAAUAAACUGAUUAUUUAUGUUGUAAAAAA
Messenger RNA from Anneissia japonica, 5172 nucleotides. RefSeq lists its product as uncharacterized. Bases 365 to 1807 code for a protein of 480 amino acids. The transcript has a single exon. NCBI's taxonomy places the organism in Eukaryota, Metazoa, Echinodermata, Crinoidea, Comatulida, Comatulidae. The record is from RefSeq and is a predicted model, not a curated record.